AAGAAAGAAAUCAAUAUAUGGGCCUUGCACAAAUUUAGCCAGGAUCUGUACACCCAAAAAUUGCAGCAGUUUUCUGAAGAAACCCUUUUUGCUUUCUUCCUACUGCUUUGCCUCGGCUGCUCAACUAAAAGCAAUUAUUUUCUUCAGUUCUAAUGGCUGCUUUCACUUACAUGGGGUUUUGAAUUCGACAUGAACCAGGAUGCUCAGGAGAUAUUCAGGAAUGUGGUUCAGAAAAUUAAGGAAUGUGGAUGGUGAGAAUUUUGUGGGGUUUUCAAGGCUAAUCAGAAGAUAUGCAUCAGUUUCAAGCACAAGUGUGAUAGACAUGGCUGUUAGAGAUGGGGAGCUGAGGGUUUUCAUAGUCUCUGGAGAGGUUUCCGGAGACACCAUUGGCUCUCGUCUCAUGGCGUCUCUGAAGAAUCUCUGUCCUGUUCCUGUCCGUUUUGCCGGUGUUGGAGGGUUGAUGAUGUCCAAGCAAGGAUUAAAGUCGCUGUUUCCGAUGGAGGAUAUUGCGGUGAUGGGAUUAUUGGAGUUAUUGCCUCAUCUGAAUAGGAUCAGAGUGAAGCUGCUGGAGACACUAGAGGCUGCUCUUCUGUUUCAACCUCAUGUUGUUGUGACAGUGGAUUCAAAGGGUUUCUCUUUCCGCCUCUUAAAACAGCUACGGGCUAGAUACAAUCAGCAGCGAGUCGAUGCUCCAGUACACUUCCACUAUGUAGCACCGUCAUUCUGGGCUUGGAAAGGGGGUGAAGCAAGACUCCGAGGCCUGGCUGGAUUUGUGGAUCAUGUCUUGUGUAUACUUCCAAAUGAAGAAGAAGUUUGCAGAUCAAAUGGACUGGCUGCGACCUUUGUGGGCCACCCCAUUUUGGAGGAUGUUUUGGAGCUGAAAUCGAAGGACACUUCACCCCAUGAAUGGAAGAUAGAAGGAAACUGUGAAGAUUUCCGAAGGAGAUAUGCAAUACCAGCAGGAGCAAAAGUCAUUUCCUUGCUUCCUGGAAGCAGAUUACAAGAGGUCACCAGAAUGCUUUCUAUCUUCGCAAACGCUAUGGGAUUAUUAAAAGUGUCCUUUCCUGAGUUAGUAACAGUCAUCCACGUUGCUCCAAAUCAGCAUGUGAAGAACUAUGUUGCCGGAAUCGCUAACAAGUGGCCUGUGCCCUCUAUAUUGAUUCCAGGAGGAUCCCUGCACCAAAAAUAUGAUGCAUUCAGUGCAAGUAGUGUUGCAUUAUGUGCUUCUGGAACAGUUGCCUUGGAGAUGCAGCUUGCACGGCUACCAUGUGUAGUCGCUUAUCGAGCUCAUUUCCUAACUGAGUGGAUUAUUCGUUAUAAGGCCAAGAUACCUUACAUCUCUCUCCCAAAUAUUCUCAUGGAUUCACCUAUUAUACCCGAAGCUCUCUUUCAAGCGUGCACUCCGACAAACCUAGCAUCAUUGAUUUUGGGUUUGAUACAUGACGAUGGCCUCCGAGAAAAGCAGAUUGUUGCCGCUGGCAAGGUUAUCAGACUUCUUUGCACUCCGGCCAGAAAUUCAGAUGAGUUGGUAGAGCAGCAUCAAGGAGGGAGGUUUCCCCAUAACACACCAAGUGUGAUAGCAGCAACUGCAAUACUGCACCAUGCAAAGCCAUAAUUGUUAUCUGUGGGAUGUCAUUAUUUAUGCACAAGAUGUUAUCCAAAUGUUUGUAUCUCACCGAUGAAUCCUUUAACUUGAUUCAGAUUGAAGGCGGUGAGUUUUGUUUCCGUUCUUCACUCGAUUGGAGGUGUAUGAAUACUGACAAUGUAACAUCAAAAUUCCAAAAUUUAAUAAGCAACCCUAUGUUGAUCGGUUUUUCUUUUGACAA
This is a messenger RNA of Malus domestica (apple), 1826 nucleotides long. RefSeq names its product probable lipid-A-disaccharide synthase, mitochondrial. Gene Ontology annotation, molecular function: phospholipid binding; lipid-A-disaccharide synthase activity. Lineage: Eukaryota; Viridiplantae; Streptophyta; Magnoliopsida; Rosales; Rosaceae. Gene Ontology annotation, biological process: lipid A biosynthetic process. The record is from RefSeq and is a predicted model, not a curated record.